GCGGCACAAACAAAAAUACUGUUCUUGAAAACAUUUGCCAUUGCUGGAUUAUACGAGUUCUUCAAGGGCCAGUGGUUCCCAUAUCUUUAUGGAUCGUUAUGAGAAACAGCGGCUUGAGAGGAGUCAUACCUACUACUGCUUUUUAAACUAUCUGAUAUUUAAAAGGCUAUCAGCGUAGAUAAAAAAACAUGACAGUGAAAACAUGAAGGAGAAAGUGUUAGUAUGAUCGUCAGCACUAGAAUUGGCAGGGGUGAAAUGUCGACCUCAUCGCCGACUUCAAACAUCCUCCGCCAUCACCUCACCCAAUCACCCAUCGCCGUCAAGAUCAUCGUCGCGAUCAACCUGCAAAUUGUCAUGUUUUGAUUUCUUUUUGACAGAAAUGCACUGGAAAGCAACAGGAUCCAGCCAUUGAUACCGGCGGUUUAGCUGGUAGUGCUGCCCUUCCCGUGAGACAGUUCCUGGGGGGUGAGCGCUCCUCCAACGGCAAUUCUACAUAAAAUGGGCUCAAACCGCUUGAUUGGGAUGUUACCUCGAGGUCCAAUAAUCCGACGAUUGGCCAUCCUCACUCUCUCCCUUUGUCUCUUGUUCGCCGGAUUCCAGCGUACGCUCGGUCCAAAUUCACACCCUAUCCCAUUGUCACCAGCUCUGUCACCUCGCGGGAUCCCAAACUUCAAACGUAAAGUUCAAUCCUGGAAUAAACUUCGCGAGCUUCUGGAGUCAAACACACCAGGAGUCGAUGCGCCGAAGCGGCUAAAGAGGGUAGCCGAGGUUAUCUUCGAUCCCACUGCGGAUUAUGUUCGCCCGGACCUCCUAUACAUGCCCGAUGCAGACGUGGAACAGAUGCAGAAGGUCCACCAAAAGUUCGUUGGGAUAAUCAAGGCUGAUACCCUGGGGCUGCAUUUGGUUCAUGAGAGAGGCACUCGGGGGAUCGUUUCCGCUGCGACUAGCAAGUAUCUGCCCACCCUGCUGAUAUCGCUGCGCAUGCUCCGGCAAAGCGGCACCCGGUUCCCCGUGGAAGUUUUUGUUGCUUCGAAAGAUGAUUAUGAUGCCACUAUUUGUGAAGAUGUACUUCCAACGUUGAAUGCCAACUGUAUCGUAAUGUCCGAUAUCCUUGGAGCACACACCAACUAUAACCUGGAACGUUACUGGCUGAAGACAUUUGCAAUAUUGUUUUCAUCCUUCGAGCAAGUUCUCUGGCUAGACGCCGAUUGUUUCCCCUUGCACGACGCGAUCGAGCUCUUCCAGUCCACACCAUUUACAGAAAUCGGACUGGUAACAUGGCCAGACUUCUGGGUAUCCAGCGCAUCUCCAUAUUUCUACAACAUCACCUCCCAUCCAGAGGAAUCCUUAUCAGAACGAGCGUCCACCAACGGCCGACAACUCCUAAUAUCCAAGAAAACCCACGCAAAAACCCUCCUGCUCGCAAGCUACUACAAUUACUACGGCCCAACCCAUUACCACCGUCUCCUCACCCAGGGUGGGCCAGGCGAAGGCGACAAGGAAUCCUUCCUAGCCGCAGCCUCAAUCCUAAACCAGCCCUUCUACGCCGUCAGAGAACCCAUCCGCUCCAUCGGUCGCCGUGGUCCUGACGGCAAAAUGACCGGCUACGCUAUGGUCCAGUACAGUCCCACGGAGGACCGCAGGCUAACCAGCGGCGGGAUAGAUCGCGCAAGGGAUCCCAAUGCUGGAGAAGCCCCGCACCCGUUUUUCAUCCACGUUUCGCAACCGAAAAUCAACCCCGUUGACCUUUUCAUGCUUCGCAAGAAACGCUAUAGACUCGAGUCUCCCAUCCGUGGGCCGGAUGGGAAGCCGACGCGCGCAUGGGUUGAGGAAAAGGAGACGGUUGAUAGCAUUGGCGGUACGAAGGUGGAGCGUCAGUUCUGGGCGCAGGUGGUCUGGACGGCCUGUAACAUACAGAGGAUGGGGUUUAAGGGCUGGAAGGGUACAAGGGGUACGUGCCAGCGAGCGAAUGAGUAUUUUGAUGCGGUUUUCCCCCCGGAGGCAGGUUCUAAGGGUUGAAAUUUGGACUAUUCAUGCUUGUGUUUCCUUUUUGUCCAGAGCCUGUUUGGGUAAGGAUGGUCUUAAGGGUUGAUUUCCUUGCUUGAUGUACUACUGUACCUAACUCAUGUGCGUUUCCCUAUUUCAUCCUCUUGUGCAUUUGGUAGUUUGUGCUAUCUGGUCAUACGUAUCUCCACAGUUGAGGCCGACCAACUGGUGUUCGGGAUGGGUCCGUUUUUUCUGCAUCGCAACAAUUUGAUGCGUGUAUAAGUAAAGGUAAUGGUACGUUGUCCAUUACUUUUUUU
Molecule: messenger RNA, 2303 nt
Organism: Blastomyces dermatitidis ER-3
Lineage: Eukaryota; Fungi; Ascomycota; Eurotiomycetes; Onygenales; Ajellomycetaceae
Product: alpha-1,2-mannosyltransferase
Exons: 2
Coding region: 499-2019 (506 amino acids)
Biological process (GO): mannan biosynthetic process
Cellular component (GO): Golgi apparatus
Molecular function (GO): alpha-1,2-mannosyltransferase activity
Source: RefSeq, a predicted model, not a curated record